AUGGGUCAGCCAGGACAGUUCCUCGUCCCAAACGGGCAAAGCCAGGCACAGUCGACGUAUGACACUGGUCCCGGACCAUCGCAGCCGACAGCUGUCUACAACGUCCAUCAUGCGCCGCAACAUCGGCAGCAUCCUGCUCAGGCCCCUUUGCAGACUCUGUAUCAACAGCCCCCUGCCCCGGCUCAGUACCAGCAGCACCCUGCCCCGGCCCUGAUGCAGGCUCAGUAUCAGCCGCCUAUUCUGCAGCAUCUAGUCCAGGCUCAGCAGCCCCUCGCCCAGCCCCCUUGGCAGGCUCAGUAUCAGCAGCCUCCAACCCAGGCUCAGUAUCAACAGCCUCCAGCUCAGGUACAUUACCAGCAGCCUCCUACACAGGCUCCAUAUCAGCAAGGACCUGCCCAGACUCAGUACCAGCAGCCUCCCUCUCAGGCUCCAUACCAGCAGCCUCCAGCACUGGUGUAUCAACAACUUCCUGCAGCGCUGUACCAGCAACCUCCUGCGCCGCAAUACCAACAGCAUCCUGCACAGACUCCAUAUCAGCAACUACCCUUCCAGGCUCAGUACCAGCAGGCUCCUCUGCAGGCUCCGGUCCAACCUCCUGUCCAGGCCCCGUUGCAGCCUCCCUACCAGCAGCCUGUUGCCCAGGCUCAAUACCAGCCCCUUCUUCACCAGCCUGGGUAUCAAAGCGUCAGACUUAUCCCACACAGCCUGGACCUCAAGAGACCUCCGCCCAUCCGGGACCCCAAGGCAUUCCAGCGCAGACUGCGCUUCAGCCUGCUCCCAUCCAGCCUCCCCCUGCCCAGCCUAGGUAUCAAGCAACCGCCACGAAGGCAGUAUCCCAAGGAGUUCCAGCUCACAGUCAGACUGCGCCUGAAACUGCCUCCCGACCUGCUCCUCGAGAAACUCCCAUGCAAUCUGCUCCACUUCAGUCCGCCGAGGACUGCCUGA
This is a messenger RNA of Colletotrichum chrysophilum, 945 nucleotides long. RefSeq lists its product as uncharacterized. The transcript has 3 exons. Bases 1 to 945 code for a protein of 314 amino acids. The record is from RefSeq and is a predicted model, not a curated record. NCBI's taxonomy places the organism in Eukaryota, Fungi, Ascomycota, Sordariomycetes, Glomerellales, Glomerellaceae.